CUUGCUGUAACUAUAGUAACUCGUGUGACUUUAUCAGCUGAUAAGAAGACAAUAGGAUAGUAGGAGCUCCGGAGGCGGAGAUUUUGAGUGGUUUCUAAGAAUAGUGUUCAGAUUGUUCUCUCAGAUCCCUAGAAUCACUGGGAAAUUGUCAAUUAUUCUCACUAAAACAAAUCCUCCUGUUCAGCUGCAAUUACUGUAAAUUAAUUGAAGCGAACGAAAAAUUUUCAUUAUUUGAGUAGAAUAAUUGAAUCAAGUGAGAAAGUGCGAUACGUCUGACAUUGACAUUUCGGAUUUCGAGGGCUUUUUGAUUAGUUCGAUGGAAAAUACAAUGCGAAAUUGAGAGCAACGAAUUGAUAGAAUAAUAGCAUCAUUACGCAGCAGUUUAACGAGAGCUCGUGUUGAGUGACUGGUGUUCUCGGAUAAGUUUUUGUUCCCUAUCGAAAAAUGUCGCAGGAACUCACUUUGGGGAUCGACCUGGGGACAACGUCUGUAAAAGUUGUCGUUUACUCCAGGGCAAAAGGAGAAAUAGUGGCAAAACAGUCGAAAGAUACGCAGGCCAAUGUCCCCAGCGAUUUGGGAAUCGAUGGAAAUAAACAGGAUGUACCGAAAAUUCUCUCCGCUGUCCACAGCUGCAUCUCCAGACUCCCCAAGGACCUUUUGCGACAGGUGACAACAAUCGGUGUCUGUGGACAAAUGCACGGUGUAGCUCUGUGGAAGGGGCAGAGACCUAGUGCUGACGAGAAGGCCUUCAAGUUGGAGAUCCCGAAAACGGAGGUGUCGCAUUUAUACACCUGGCAGGACAGCCGGUGCGAUGCUGAAUUCCUGAAUUCUUUACCGCCAUCGAGAAGUCAUCUGCCUGUUCACUCGGGCUACGGAUGUGCCACCAUUUUCUGGUUUGCCAGGAACAAACCCGAGAAGCUGUCCAAAUACAAUCGAUGCGGAACGGUUCAGGACCUGAUGGUGAACCUUCUGUGUGGUUCAGAGGACGUGGCAAUGAGUUCUCAGAACGCAGCGAGUUUCGGUUACUUCCUGACAGAGGAAGGAAAAUUCGAGAUGGAGACGAUGUCAACCUCGAAUUUUCCCAUUGAUCUCCUCCCAAAGAGAAUUCUUCGCCCUGGAGAGAUAGCAGGUCACCUGAUGCAUACCUGGUUUGGAAUUCCUGAGGGGGUGCCCGUAGGGGUGGCCCUGGGGGAUCUCCAGUGCUCGGUUUUUGCCCUGUUGAAGGGCCCAGACGAGGCUGUCAUGAAUAUCUCGACAUCCGCACAACUGACGUACGUCCAACCGACGUUCAAACCUGGGGACGCCGAGGACUCAGCCACCGUCGAAUAUUUUCCGUACUUCAAGGAUGAGUACUUGGCUGUUUCUGCGUCAUUAAACGGGGGAAAUUCUCUCGCCAGUUUCGUCAAGAUGAUCCAGCAGUGGACGAUGGAGCUCGGAUUUUCUGUUCCUCAGGCUAAAGUCUGGGAGAAACUAAUUUCCCUCGGGCAGGAGGACUCGGCUAUCAGUUCUAUGAGGAUUGAACCUCUUCUUCUGGGGGAACGACACGAUCCCCUUAAAACAGCUAGUGUCACUGACAUCAGUCUCGAUACUCUUCAUCUAGGGACUGUCUUCAGGGCCCUGUGCUCUGGGGUCAUCCAGAAUUUGCAUGGCAUGAUGUCGCAGGAACUCCUGAAGAAAAAGGGGAUAAAGAAAAUCGUGGGAAAUGGCUCGGGUCUCGUGAGGAAUCCAGUCCUUCAAAAAGAGGUCCAGCACUGGUAUAAACUUCCUCUGGAGCUGGGGCACUCCGGAGACGCUGCACUGGGGGCAGCUCUAGCAGGAGUUGCCCAUCAAUGAUUUCGUCCUGAUGAUUAAUCUUCCAGAACCGACCAAUUCGCCAUUUAAUAUUCCCUUACAGACUUUCCAAUUGUUUAGUACUUUAUUAUUAGUCCAUUAAGAACCGGGGAACCAAUAAAUUAUUGUAUUUACAAAUAAAAUUAAA
This is a messenger RNA of Fopius arisanus, 1978 nucleotides long. RefSeq names its product sedoheptulokinase. Lineage: Eukaryota; Metazoa; Arthropoda; Insecta; Hymenoptera; Braconidae. Gene Ontology annotation, cellular component: cytosol. Gene Ontology annotation, molecular function: sedoheptulokinase activity. The transcript is spliced from 6 exons. Gene Ontology annotation, biological process: glycerol metabolic process; phosphorylation. The record is from RefSeq and is a predicted model, not a curated record. Bases 445 to 1833 code for a protein of 462 amino acids.